GUUUAUUAGUGUUGGCUGUGACGGUAACCUGCACGCACCGACAGUUCAGCUCUUCCCGAUUUCCAGGCGGAACGAUUUUCCAUUUUUGAAAGAAAAACGGUUAAAAACCGGUGGAUUAUAUCGAACAAAACAAAUGGAUUAGUGAAUAGAUUAUUAUUCUAACGUGCAGUGAUUUCGUCAAGGGAAAAAAAAUUAAUUUAAUUAAUUUAAUUCAAUUGCAAUCGUAAAAACUUUUUGGAAACAAAAGAAUUUUAGGAGAGGACGCGUUUCUCAUGCCCAUAAUCCCGAAAGCUGCACCUCAACUCAGGUGUGGCAUCUGCUGUUUAAGGUGUUGUCUUCCGUCUCUAUAGUCCCCGCCAGAGUGUGUGUGUGUGUGUAUAUGAUUGCAGUUAUCCAUCAGUUCAGCCCUUUGAAUCAAAAUAAGAGAGAUGGAUAGAAAAAUGAAACGCGCCAAAGCGGAUGAGCCUGGACAAAGUGUACGGAACAAGCUGGAAGAGCUGGAAAGCCAACACCACCAACACCACCACCACCACCACCAUCAUCCAGCGGUAUCUCCGUCGACUCCGUUAUUGAAUCGAUGCUGUUGCUUCAGCCUGUUGACUGGCGCCGUCUUGACGGGAAUCUACGCUACGGCGGUUUACAUUUGCGCAUUCGCGAUCGAACUUUGGUUAAUCACCGAAGCCAAAGAUCAGUUGCCAUCACCUCCUUAUAUUCUCUGUUUGGUUUACUUCAUCACUUGGAUUAUGUCGGUAGCAUUACUGGUCGGACUUGCUCUGAGAAGAACGCAACCAAUUUUAGCUUGGUUACUAUGCGUGAUUGUAGUUUUCUUCCCAGAGUGCGGAUUGGUCAUGUUCAUGAGCCUCUACUAUUGGACGUUAGGGGCUUCGUUCGGGAUGGUAGAGCUCGUUUUUUGGAUCGUCCGCGCAUCGUUGAAUAUUCUGGGUGCGAUCCAAGUCUUUUCUCUGUACUCGCAGUGGAAAGAAGAGAAGAACGUGAGCCGUAGAUUACGUGAUCUUAGCAUGCAUACGUCGCCAAUGUCUAACGGUUAUUACACCAACACCGUAAUCAAGACGCCUUUGCCGGGAAGUUUGCGCGCCGGCUAUCACAACGCCGCCUAUCUCAGCUCCAAUUUGAAUUUGCGUCAGAUGCAAUCGCUCGGCAACCGCCAGCAACAUGUUAACGCCGCCAACAUGAUUUCUUUGGACCGCUCCCGAAAACAGCAACCGCUAAAACGAUCCGUUUCUUCGUUGUCCCAAAUCUACCCGAUGGAUGAGACCGAUCAUUGUGACAAGCGUUUUUCUAAAGGAGAUAUUGCCAAUGGAUUUACCCUUUUCGAUCAGUGGCAGCAGCACCAACAGUGGAUUGAACAGAAGAAACUGGGAAUCGUUCCCGAACCUGGACUGGCAUUUGGCCCGAUGGGAAUCGCCGGAGUUGGAUUACACGAAUCGGAAUUGGGAUUGGCCGAGGAUGGAAUUCCGCCGAAAUCGAUGCGCUUUAUGGACGAUGGAGAUUAUUUGAAUCGGGCGCCACUUUCGCGGGCCGUCAGCAACUUGUUGUUGAACCAGCACCAUACCUCGCAUUUUUCAGGGCCGGCUUUCGAUCGACAGAGUCAAUUUCUGGUUGGUUGUAACUCGGUCAGCAGUGGCCAGAGGUCGGUAAUGAGGCGAUCUCAUUCCAUGAAUGAUUUAAAUCUGAGGGCUUCGCAAAUAUCGUCAGACAUCAAAUUCGGCCGGAUGGACCAGCCGCGGUUCGAUUACAUUCGGUCGGCCGGACGUCACGGGCGAGUGAUUGGGCCGGGCGAAUCUGACGAGUUUCACCGCAGCUACAAAGACGUCGCUUUGUAAUUAAGUUCAUUCAAAAACAGACCUUGAAACAUGUUGAAAUCGCCUUCGAAAAAGUUACCUGAUGUGUUUUUUUGUUGUAUCUUGUCAGUGCAGUAGGAAAAUACUGCCUUCGAUUCCGUCUCUAACAAUAAAUACUGUCUAACCAUA
Molecule: messenger RNA, 1991 nt
Organism: Daphnia pulex (common water flea)
Lineage: Eukaryota; Metazoa; Arthropoda; Branchiopoda; Diplostraca; Daphniidae
Gene: Rcd6
Exons: 8
Coding region: 429-1844 (471 amino acids)
Source: RefSeq, a predicted model, not a curated record